Messenger RNA from Batrachochytrium dendrobatidis JAM81, 2447 nucleotides. RefSeq lists its product as uncharacterized. The record is from RefSeq and is a predicted model, not a curated record. The transcript is spliced from 2 exons. NCBI's taxonomy places the organism in Eukaryota, Fungi, Chytridiomycota, Chytridiomycetes, Rhizophydiales. The coding region runs from base 147 to 2447 and encodes 766 amino acids.
AUCGUAUUGUAGCUCAGUUUCUUCUUUACUUUUUAUCGAGCAUCUUUUCCCUUGAAAAACAGUGAUCGACAAGUCCAAAUUAUCUACAGCUUCGCUAUUCAUUUGUUAAAAUAUCGGCGUUGAAUUAAACAGCAAGAGUGUACGAAAUGACCGAACCAGCCAAUCCAUUGCUCACUGCAAUUAUCAAUCGGCGCAAACAGGAGGUUUCCAAGGCAAGACACAACCUCAAGCUACCCCAGGAGUUCCAGGUUAAACUCACCCAGCCCUAUGACAGAUGCCUCGAGUAUCUCCUUACAUUGACGCAAGAUGUUGAUCCUAUCGAGAUUUUAGGAAAGGACAAGUUUUCCACACUAGUGGAUACUGCCCCCACAGGCACAAACUGGACGAUAUGGACUCGUGGCUACGUUCAAAAAAUGCUACAUAUCCGCAAGAGCUCGUUUUCUCGUCGUCUCAAGACAUCUCAGCUACUGAAUGUCUUGCUGGCUGUCCGAGAUGAAUUGGUCGUUAGCUCGACAAAAACCACGAUGCGAGGCAUAUCCAUCCCAAACAUUGCACCUUUAAAUGGCGAUUUUCGAAAAGGCAAUGAUCACUACCAUUACCAGCAUCAACUGGCGAACGGAGAGCAUGACUAUCGCAAUGGUCUUGCCAACAGACACCAGCCGUUUACAAGCGUGCCUUUAGAGCCUUGCUCAACCCAUCCUCUUGAUUUUCAAGCAGACCAUUCUUGGAUCACUGAAAAUCAACCAGCAUUGCAACUUGCUGGAGACUCGUGUAAUCCUGUCAGACCCCACUCCACGCAGGCUGCUAUGUUCCAUGUCCAUCCCAGCAAUGACACUUUGAGUCACAAUCCAUCGCACAGUCGCUUUCAUUCCCGCUCAUUUGAACAUGAUAGGUACUUGAACUCUCCAAGUAGCCUCCUGAUCGAGUUUUCAUCCACUGGCUCAGUCACUCCUUCAACCCUAUCCUCCUCAAUGUAUGGGCCUGCUAGCUCAGAGUUUACUGAAGCUGUAAAUAUUAACCCCAAUGUACACACUAGCACAAGCCGGGGAAUGGAACCAAACUCGCUCUACUUUGGAAAUACUCGCGACUUUUUUUCCGAGUAUUCCAACUCGGCUUACUCGAAGGACAAUCUGACUACAGGAAGCAUCCACACUCAAGAAAGUAUUGGUGCAAACCGACAGUCACCUAUCUCUGGUUGCUUUGAUAUACCGACCAAGAUUCAAGACUUUUGCACAGAGUCUCAAUUUGGGUCUGUAAACUCGUAUGUCGCGCCUGGCCCUUCUCCAGAUUCUAUGAGAGCCUAUGAAACUAGGAGACUGUCAAAUACAUUAGAGUCUGACAACAUGUCUGGAAUUCAAAACUAUCGUUCCCCGUACUGGCGUACUCACCGCUAUAACUCUUAUGACAGUUCGAGUGAAAUAGGUACCGAAUUUUACAUGGGUAGCGAGGCACCAUUUGAUAGAGAUGCACACAGUAGACCUGUUUCUCCUCGUUUUGAGUAUAAGGAAUCUCCGGUACUUGGAAAGCGUAUGACUGAAUUUGGACCAUUUGAAGGGUCAAACGGAAAACGAUUCAGUCCUCCACAGCUAACCAUGGGAUCUCUACAUGCUGGUCUCACUCUUUCACCAUCUCCAUUUGUGACACUGGCCGAAGUUUCGUCAAAAAUGACCUCGGAUAUGCCACCAACGUCGCUUCAUGGCCAUCUUAACAAUCACUCGCCCAAAGACGAUACUCGUCAGCACCAGUUCAAACAGCCCAAUCAGUUUUCCCAACUACCUCAACUGCCUCAAAUUCACAAUACAUCUAGUAUAUUGUCCAACAUAGCCAGUUUGAUUUCGCCAAACCCAUUGUCCGAGACGUCAUUUGAUACAAUGCUACGAACAUCACAGUCUAUAUUUAAUGCACCAAUCAAUGCGGAGAUUCAAAAACCUGUUCUUUCUGCUCCGUUUAUUGCUAGAUCUAGCGCCGAUGAUUUUGAAAAAAUUCCAAGAACAUCGGACCUAGGCAACCCGCUAGCAUCAUUUAACAUUGAUUUAUCUAGCAACCACAUUCAAAAUCCAACUGCUUUGCCAUUUUUUGGACGCUCUACCACAAACUCGUCCACUUAUUUUCAACCCCAUUCUAUCGAGGACCACAUGACAAACGGAGUUUGUACCGACCAUCUAAAGCUGUCACCCGAAUCCGCUCAACCAAUCGAUAUUAACUUGCAGCGCAGAAUGUUUUCAUUUUCAGGUCCAGUUAGAUUGGAUGAUGCCAAUACUACACAGGGACUGCCUUGUAGCACGGCAAAUCUAUUUCAUCAGCCUGCCUUUGGAUUGCUGCCAUCAUCGACGGUUUCUGGAAAACCGUCUGCACCAUUGCUUCUUGAUAUCUCACAAAACUACUUCUCACAGCCGUUAAAAUCGCCGCAGUAUCGCUCUUCUCACUCACCGCUUGAUGUGCUUUGA